AUGUUUCGAUUAAAUGUUAUUAAGCGCAUUAUUGGUACUGGUGUAAAUUCAUACAGAGUUCCACAAACUGUACAAUCUGUUAAUGUAAAGAAUUUUAGUGACGAAGUAGAGAGAUCUAAGUCAGCAGUUCAUGAUAAAUAUAAACCAACAAUAUUUACUAAGAUAAUAGAUAAAACAAUACCAGCUGAUAUUCUAUAUGAAGAUAAACAGUGUAUGGCAUUUAGUGAUGUUAACCCAACAGCUCCAGUACACUUCCUUGUUAUACCUAGAAAACCUUUAACUGGAAUCAGUGAUGCUCAAUAUGAAGAUCAAGAGCUGUUAGGACAUCUUCUAUUGGUGGCAAAGAAGCUAGCAGAAGAUAAAAAGUUAGACAAAGGAUAUAGAAUAGUUAUAAACAAUGGUGUAGAAGGUUCCCAAUCUGUAUAUCAUUUACAUAUACAUGUUAUUGGAGGUCGACAGAUGAACUGGCCACCUGGUUGAUCAAAGGAUGCUACAAACAUCUUAGUGAUUCCUUAUGUUUCAUUAUUAUGCAAUAUUUUGAUAUAAAUGAAUAAUAAAAUUAUGAAACAUUAAUUUGAAAAAGAUAUUAAGAAAAGAUAAAUAGUAACAGUUUUCGUGUUCAUUCUUAAAAUUGAAUUUCAAAUUUUAAUAAAAGUACAGAUAUGCAAGUUAUAAAAGACUCAAUUUAGAAUACAUGUGACUGUGUACAUGUAUAUCUCCAUUAACUUAGUUCAUUGCUUUUACAAGAU
This is a messenger RNA of Lottia gigantea (owl limpet), 749 nucleotides long. RefSeq lists its product as hypothetical. Gene Ontology annotation, molecular function: hydrolase activity. Lineage: Eukaryota; Metazoa; Mollusca; Gastropoda; Lottiidae. The transcript has 5 exons. The record is from RefSeq and is a predicted model, not a curated record. Bases 1 to 480 code for a protein of 159 amino acids. Gene Ontology annotation, cellular component: cytoplasm; mitochondrion.